UGCGAAAAUGUAAGCAACCGAUAAAUAUCGAUGCUUCGAUCGAGAUCCAAUGCGCGUGUUGGAUGGAUUGUCUUCGUUCUGGUGAGGAGAUUUUCCAUUUCGCCUCCGGCAGGGCAAUCCGAGGUAUCGCGGGUUGUGGCAGCACUGAAAUCGUGCAAAGAUUUGGACAUAGGGAGGAGGAUUCACAGAGAUGCUGCUGGAAGAGGGCUGGACACGAAUGUUUACGUUGCCGGGAGCUUGGUUUCGAUGUACGCCAAGCACGGGAGCAUGGUGGAUGCCCAAAGGGUCUUUGAUAGAAUGGCUCGUCCAGACGUGGUCUCCUGGAAUUCGCUGAUAUUCGGCUAUGCAAACAACGGGCAUGGAGGUAUGGCUCUGGAUUCUUUUGGACUGAUGCAAAGGAAAGGCUUCGUUCCAAAUGCCAGGACUUUUGUUGCGGCUCUGAAAGCUUGCAGCGCUCUCGCAAGCCAAGAACAGGGUCAGGAGCUGGGUGGAAAAGCUCUAAAAAUCGGAUCUUUGCAGAAGGGUCUCACGAUUUACGACCAAGCUGUGGAGAUCGGCUGCGACUCCGACAUUUUUGUUCCAAAUGCGGCAGUGGAUCUUUUCGCGAAAUGUGGGAGCUUGAAAGAAGCCCGGAGAGUUUUUGACGGUAUGAAGCAGCGGGACGUCGUUACUUGGAAUUCAGUCAUGGUGGGACACGGUGACAAUGGUGAACCAGAGUCGGCUCUAGAGUUAUUCCAGGAGAUGAAAGCUCGGGGCUGUCAGCCAAACGCUCGGAGCUACGUUGCUGCAGUGAAGGCUUGCACAAGUCUGGCAUCAAAAGAGGAGGCUGUGCGACUUUCGGGCAAACGUGAAGUAAAAGUUCGCUCACUGGAGAGAGGAAUGGUUAUACACGCCGAAGCUGCUAAAGGUGGUCUCGAGUUGGAGUACUUCGUCGCAAACACGCUGGUGGAUUUCUACGUCAAGUGUGGGAGCUCGGCAGACGCUCGCAGAGUUUUUGACAAGAUGCCACUGCACGAUGUGGUGUCCUGGACGGCGCUGGUGCUGGGCUACGCUGAAAAUGGUGAAGGCAAGGUGGCCUUGGAUCUCUUCGAGGACAUGCAAUGUCGGGGCUGUACACCGAAUGCUUGGACCUUCCUCGCCGCUCUGAAGGCCUGUAGCUGCGUGGUGGCUGUCGAGUACGUCAAAGCAGUCCUCGCGGAUAUCUACAGGUUUGGUUUCGAAAGCUAUGCUGUUCUAGCUAACUGUAUCGUUGAUGCAUAUGGCAAAUGCGGGAGGGUCGAUGACGCUCAGCUCUUCUUUGACACACUCUGCAAAGCAAACUCCAUCGCCUGGACUUCGAUCAUAUCUGGAUACACUUCGCAAGGGGACGCAGAGAACGCCUUCGUUUUUUUCAAGAAGAUGCGAGACGAAGGUUUGCAACCAAAUGCGGUCACUUUCGUAUCCGUUCUCACGGCCUGUAGCUACGCGGGACUGGUUAAGCAGGGAAAACGGUACUUCGAGAUGAUGAGCACCGACUAUGGUUUAACUCCCGGGAUCCAGCACUACACCUGCAUGGUGGAUAUCUUGGCCAGAGCAAACGAACUAGACGCGGCAGUGGCAAUGGUGAAAACGAUGCCUUUCGAAGCGGACUCUGUGACAUGGAGGACGGUUUUAAGCUCUUGCCGGAAGUGGAAAAACUUGGAGAAAGGAAAGCUCGCGUUUGAGGCUCUGGUUAAGCUGGAAGAGGGCGACGUCUCGGCCUAUAUGCUGAUGGGAAGCAUCUACGGCAGCCAGGGAAUGUGGGAGGAGCAGAGCCGAGUCGAGGGAAUGAGAACGAGAGCUCGAGCGUGGAAGAAGUUUGAGCCGGCACAGAGCUGGUGGGUCGAUCCAGCGGGAAGAGUUCACUCCUUUUUAGCUGCUGGAGAGAAGAAUCAUCCGCAGAGGGACGACAUCCAGGCGAAGCUGAGCAGCCUUGUGCUGAGAAUGAAGGACCAAGGCUACGUUCCAGACUUUGGAAGCUUGAACAACGCCAGCAGCAGGAUUUCAAGCGAGGAGAAAGAGGACGCUUUGUGCGGGCACAGCGAGAGGCUAGCGAUCGCUUGCGCGCUCAUCAACACGGCCCCAGGCGCGACGAUCAGAGUGACCAAGAAUCUGAGAGUUUGCGACGAUUGCCACAGGGCUAUUGGAUUGAUCUCCAAGAUCGAGCAGCGGGCGAUAAUUUGCAGGGACGCGAGCCGCUUCCAUUCUUACAAAGAUGGAGCGUGCUCUUGUAACGAUCACUGGUAGAAAUCGGGCGCUAACGUUAACGCGCCAGUUUUUAAAUUUGAAACUAAGCAUAUUUUUUAUGCUUCCAA
Selaginella moellendorffii is the source of this 2333-nucleotide messenger RNA. RefSeq names its product pentatricopeptide repeat-containing protein At3g12770-like. Bases 31 to 2265 code for a protein of 744 amino acids. The transcript has a single exon. Gene Ontology annotation, biological process: RNA modification. Gene Ontology annotation, molecular function: RNA binding; zinc ion binding; protein binding. The record is from RefSeq and is a predicted model, not a curated record. NCBI's taxonomy places the organism in Eukaryota, Viridiplantae, Streptophyta, Lycopodiopsida, Selaginellales, Selaginellaceae.